This is a messenger RNA of Hypoxylon fragiforme, 435 nucleotides long. RefSeq names its product Mss4-like protein. NCBI's taxonomy places the organism in Eukaryota, Fungi, Ascomycota, Sordariomycetes, Xylariales, Hypoxylaceae. The record is from RefSeq and is a predicted model, not a curated record. Gene Ontology annotation, molecular function: carbon-sulfur lyase activity. The transcript is spliced from 3 exons. The coding region runs from base 1 to 435 and encodes 144 amino acids.
AUGACACCUCUUCCCGGGAGCUGCUACUGCGGCGCCAUCCGCUACACCAUCACGCUCACAGACCCAGAGACCGAGGCGCGCACGAGCAUCUGCCACUGCGGCAACUGCAAGAAGUUCACGGGCGGCGAGCACGGCAUCACGACCAAGAUCCGGAGAUCCGCGUUCCGCAUCACGCGGGGCAGCGACCGCGUCAAGGUCCACGAGGCGGACAACGGCGCCGGCGUCGUGCUACACCGCGAGUUCUGCGAUACGUGCGGGGGGCCUUUGCUGGAGUAUGGCGCCAAUGCAGGUGAUUACAUAUACGUCUUCUACGGCACGAUGGAGGACCAUGCCCGCGGCCAGGUCGAGCCGAAAGGCGAGUUCUUCUGCCGGCUUCGGGAUCCGUGGAUGCCAGAGGUUGAAAGGGUAUUUCAGAAAGAGGAAAUUCAACAGUGA